UAAACUUUUCCUUCCUGAAGAUCUUCUGCGAGUGAUAACUAUUGAAAAUUUUGUUUUGAGGUGUUCCGAUUUAUUAUUUAUGAAUGUUUUCAUGUUCCAUAUAUAGAAGGAAAGAAAGGAAGACACAAAAAUGAACUGAAAUUUGAAGUGAUAGCAUGUUUUGUAUUUUAAUGAAUAGUAUCAGUAUUCAGUGGUAUUACACUUUGGUAAAGUAAAAUGAAGAUCAAUGAGAAGAAUUUGAUUAAUUUUGCUGUAUCAAAGGCUUGUAUAGACAGGGAAGGUUGGUUGGGAAAAAGAGGUGAAGUUAAUAAAAGUUUUCAGAAAAGAUGGUUUGUUUUAAAAGGUAAUCUUUUGUUUUAUUUUGAGAAGAAAGAUGACAAAGAACCAGUUGGAUUAGUGAUUUUGGAAGGUUGUACUGUAGAAUUAGCUGAAAAUGAAGAAACAUAUGCUUUUAAACUUGUCUUUCAUGGAGCUGGAAAUAGAACAUAUAUUUUAUGUGCCAAUAGUCAGGAAAAUAUGGAACAAUGGAUGAAGGCACUUGCUUCAGCAAGUUAUGAUUAUAUCAAAUUGAUGGUAGCAGAGCUUCAACGACAGUUAGAUGAAAUUAUGGAAUUGGAAAAGCAAGCUGUAUCAUCUGUGCCAAACCGUCUGAAAGCUAGUGGGCUUCCAACAAAUAGAUCUGAUGGUUGUCUUUUUGGGCACGCUGCCGGUGGUGGACGUGCUCCUAGAUUCAAUCCAUUUGAUAAAUGGAAGGCUGAAGCUGAUGCAGAGGGUAGCCGUUCAGCUGGUGCGGGUUCUGCUAUUACAGCAGCAGCAUCUGAAGAUGAUUUGCUUCAUCAUGGUGCUGGAGCACGUUUGAAAGGAACUAGACAAAGGUAUCUUUUUAUAGAACUUCAUGAAUAUUAUGGCCAAAUUUUCCGACGACUUUUUGAAGAACAGAAGAAGAAACGAGCUGCUUUACAACCAAAAUCUGAACAAGACCUGAUAAGCUUUAUUUAAUUUUAUUAAAAUACUUGCUUAAAAUUAAAAAGGAAACAUAUAAAAAUAUUUCUUAAUUUUAUAUUUCUUUAACAAAAGUAAUAUUGAAACAUUUGUAAAGAAGUUGUACAUGUUUUGUAAAUUAUAUUCACAUUUUAUAAUUUUAUUAUUAAAUAAUAUAUGCAGAUUAUAUAUAAUUCAGAUUUAUUAUUUUUUCUGAUUUUUUAAUAUGUUACAUGUGGUAAUAAAUCCUCUGUGUAUUUAAAUGCUAAA
Messenger RNA from Stegodyphus dumicola, 1251 nucleotides. RefSeq names its product sesquipedalian-1-like. The record is from RefSeq and is a predicted model, not a curated record. Gene Ontology annotation, cellular component: trans-Golgi network; early endosome; recycling endosome. NCBI's taxonomy places the organism in Eukaryota, Metazoa, Arthropoda, Arachnida, Araneae, Eresidae. Gene Ontology annotation, biological process: endosome organization; retrograde transport, endosome to Golgi; receptor recycling.